CUGGGCCGGCGGCUGGCGGCGCCGAGGGGAGCGGGCGGCGAUGGUGUCUUCUUAGCAAAGGGCUCUGCUGCUCUGGAGAAACUAAAGGACCUCUGUAAAGAAGGGAAAGAGAAAGCACAACAUUCCACGAUUCUACAGCUUUAUACACAGGCUGUCUUAGACAUUACCUAUUUCGAGGAAAGCCAGCUUGUGGAUGAAGAUUUUGCAGGGGAAUCUUCAUUGCAAAAAGUUAAAGAACUUAUCUGUAUUCUUUCAGACCCAGAAGACUUAGUGAGGGAAUGCAGCAUAAAUGAAGAACCUGUCAACAUCCUUAGUACAGAUUUGGUAGAAUGUCUUUACUGGAGAAAAGGAGCCCUACUUUAUAUGUAUUGCCAUACAGCAAAAGAAAGGAGCGAAUGGAUGAGAGGAAACAUUGCUUUAUUUAAAAAGUGUCUUAAUGAUGGAGUUCAUUACCUGUUGAAGAUGCUUAGCUUUAGAUGCCCUCUUCAUUUAGAUGGAGAUGUCUCGCUUCAAGAUAAAGACACGGCUAGGCUACUCAGUGAAGGUAAAAAAAAAGCAACAGCAAAAGCAUCCAUGCCUGUACGCAAACAGCGGUGCUCUACCUGUUACAGACACGGCAGUGAAGUGCAGCCACGCUUUGGAGGUACAGCAGUGGGAGAUAAGAACUAUCGGCACGAGCGUCACGCAGCUUGGAAGGAGAUUGCCAGGCAGAAAGGAUGCGCCGCCUUAACGUACGUAACGGCGGGAAAGGGUGUAGCGCCACCCCGUGUCUCCGUCCCCCACAGCCCCCGAGAGAAGGCGCGGUCCGCCGGAGCUGCCGCGCGUGCGCACGGCGCUGCCGCUGCGCUUAUGGCGGCGCUCUGUAGCUUUAGCGUCUCGCGGUGCCGAGCGCGGUGA
Messenger RNA from Meleagris gallopavo (turkey), 897 nucleotides. Lineage: Eukaryota; Metazoa; Chordata; Aves; Galliformes; Phasianidae. The record is from RefSeq and is a predicted model, not a curated record.